Messenger RNA from Salmo salar (Atlantic salmon), 4321 nucleotides. It is a transcript of the gene wbp2, whose product is annotated as WW domain binding protein 2. The record is from RefSeq and is a predicted model, not a curated record. Gene Ontology annotation, biological process: positive regulation of DNA-templated transcription. Gene Ontology annotation, molecular function: transcription coactivator activity; chromatin DNA binding. Lineage: Eukaryota; Metazoa; Chordata; Actinopteri; Salmoniformes; Salmonidae. Gene Ontology annotation, cellular component: nucleus.
ACUUUUCAGAGAUGACAUCGCCGUGUGGGCGUAACAUGCCAGAAAGGGCAGGCGCAUUAGCAUCACAACAAAAGUGGGUCCGUGAAGCAGGCGGACUAGUGAAACUACACAACGAUUUUAUCCCGUUCACAUUUGAGACUGCAUUUGUCAGUCUUUUACUUUGUUCAUUCCACUCGGUAGUUACGAAGCGACAUCGCAAUGGCUUUGAACAAGAACAAUUCAGAAUCCGGAGGCGUCAUUAUCACCAACAGUGAAAGUGUGUUGAUGAGCUAUGAGAACGUGGAGCUUGUAUUCUGUGAAGCUGAGUGCCUGCCUGAUGCCUUCAGGAAGAGUAAGAAGGGGAGUAUCUUCCUGACUCCCUACAGGGUGAUCUUUGUGGCGAAGGGGGGUCAUGAUGCUCUGCUGUCCUUCAUGAUGCCUUUCUACCUGAUGAAGGGCUGUGAGGUCAAACAGCCUGUCCUGGGGGCCAACUACAUCAAAGGCACAGUCAGCGCAGAGCCCGGAGGAGGCUGGGAAGGCUGUGCCACCUUUAAGCUGGUGUUUGCUGCUGGAGGAGCCAUUGAGUUUGGACAGUGCAUGUUACAGGUCGCUGCACAAGCAUCCAGAGGGCAGCCUGUGAGUGGUGGCUUUGGGGGCUGUCCGUACAUGGCCAACGGGGCAUAUGCCUACCCUCCUCCCCCAGCCAAUGGGUACCCGGCGGGACCCCCACCCGGGUACUCCUACCCCAACCCCCCUCCGCCAGAUGCAUUCUACCCCAACCCCGCCGGGUUUGAUGGCCCUGCGGCCUACAUGCCCCCUCCUCCCUACUCCGCCCCUCUGGGACAGCAGGCCCCCCACAACCCUGACCUGCCCUCCACACCUGCAGCCGAGGCAAAGGCAGCAGAGGCAGCAGCCAGUGCCAGCUGUGCCACACUCCCUCCCACCUACCUACCACAGGACAAACCUCCCCCCUACUCUCCUACUGAGGACAAGAAGACCCAGUAGAGCACCGAUAUCUCAGCUCCCACGGCCUCUCCAUCCCUAUGAUUUAUUUCCUCCUCUGUCUCUUCUACAAACCCCUUCUGUCUACCUGGCUCCCUUUGAAUCCAUCCCAACUUUCUCAAGCUCGUGUACAGGCAGUUCCUUUCUACCUGAGUUCCACUAAACAAUUAUAUCAUACCCAGCUGAUUUUAACUAAACAGUGUAACUUACAGCUCUUCUAGAGUGGUUGAUGAUAUGAUUGUAGCUUGUUUGGGCCCUAAGCUGUCAGGAAACAGGGGAUAUUAGGUUAAGGCGGAGGUGAGGUUUAGUACUAGUCUUGUGUACCUGCCUUUUUCUGUAUUAGCAAACCCUAAGUUGGCUAAAGCAGAAACGGGCAGGCUGAAGGUUUAGCAGGUUGUUUUGGUGAGAAGCUGAUUUAUUUUCUAAGACGACUGGACAAACUGGACUGAAUGAAGUUUUUUUUCUUUGCUAAUCUAUCCAGUGGCUAGCGAAAGUCUGUAUUGUUGAAUUAUUUAUUUAUUAAUUUAUUAUUUUUCUGUACAGGAUUUUAAUGUGACUACUUUAAAUAUGAGAGCAUAGCAGUAGAUCAUUGGACCAGGUCUCUGUUGAAAAAUAAAUGUUAUUGCAAUGAGACUAACCUGAAUAAAAAAAGGUUAAAUACAGAACAGUUGGUGAAGUUUGACAUAUAUGGUACAAAUCUGAAAUGAUACCCUUGUAUGUAGGAAAUAUGGUGUCAUUUGAGACUCGCCCUUUGUGUUGAUAGGGACCAUAAUGUCAGUUAUAGUUGACAGCUAGUUAGAAUACUAGUGAAUCCCUGAUCCUAGUCGAACUGUACUGAACAAAAAUAUAAACCGUAACAUGCAACAAUUUUACUGAGUUACAGUUCAUAUAAGGAAAUCAGUCAAUUUUAAAUAAAUAAAUUGGGCCCUAAUCUAUGGAUCUCACAUGACUGGCCAGGGGUGUGCCGGGGAGGGCCUAGGCCCACACACUUGAGAGCCAGGCCCAGCAAAUCAGAAUUAGUUUUUCCCCACAAAAGGGCUUUAUUACAGACAGAAAUACUCCUCAGUUUCAUCAGCUGUCCGGUUGGCUGGUCUCAGACAAUCCUGCAGGUGAAGAAGCCGGAUGUGGAGGUCCUGGGCUGCCGUGGUUACACGUGGUCUGCGGUUGUGAGGCCGGUUGAACGUAAUGCCAAAUUCUCUAAAAUUACAUUGGAAGUGGCUUAUGGUAGAGAAAUGAACAUAAAAUUCUGGCAACAGCUCUGGUGGACAUUCCCAAUUGUACGCUCCCUCAACUUGAGAUAUCUGUGGCAUUGUGUUGUGUGACAAAACUGUACAAUUUAGAAUCUUUUAUUGUCCCCAGUACAAGGUGCACCUGUGUAAUGAUCAUACUGUUUUAAUCAGCUUCUUAAUAUGCCACACCUGUCACGUGGAUGGAUUAUGUUGGCAAAGGAGAAAUGCUCACUAACAGGUAUGUUAACAAAUUUGUGCCCAAAAUUUGAGAGAAAUAGCUAUCUGCUACUGCCUGUGUGUAUGGAGCAGUUGCCCCAUGAUGUAAUGUCCUGUGUGUCACUCUUCUGAACAUUCUAGAACUCACUCACCCACCACAUCAGAUCAAGGAUAAGUGCUGUCUUGCUUGCGUCACAGCACUCUGCAGUGUUCCGGACUUGCACUAGCUAACGGACUAGUCAGUUCUCUCUCUUAUAACAACCGUAAUGGCUGUACUUCUCUUGUGAUGGGUUCUUCAGUGACAUGUUUGAGGUCAAUCUCUGAAUCACAUCUGAGCACCUUAAUAUUUUGGCCACUCUCUUUCUCCCUCUGUUACACAAGGCAGUCACCUGAUUCUUUGCACUUUAAAAAAAAUAUGCAUCAGGCUUCUUGUAACUCCCAUUAAUUUGAGUAUUUUAUUUGAAAUGGUAAAAUAUUUUAUUAUAAAGACGAAACAAAAGCAUGGUCUCAAUUCAACUAAUUGUAUUUUUCUGUACACAUUGUGAUGCUAGCCUGGGUACCUGACUAUUUCUGCAUUUAUAUGCUACAUCAUUGCCUUGUUUGACAAAACGACAAGUUCGGAGAACUUGUGCAAAUCCACAUCAGUAUCCCAAAGGCUAGUCCGCUGUACAGAGUCUGAUCCCAUGUUCCAGAACAUUAACAUUCCAGAAGAUUCCUGUGUCACAGCUGUGCUUACUAAUUGCCUCCCGUUCAAGUCGGUGUCCCACAACAGGACCGUAAAAACAUCUGUACAGGAGACAUCACAACACUGUCAUCAUAAACUUUACAUGUUAGGGACAGCAACAGGAGGGAGACUGGUUUGCAUUCCUGUUAAGAGGAUCCGCACCUUUAUUAAAAUUUUUGCCUAAAAUGACAUACCCAAAUCUAACUGCCUGUAGCUCAGGACCUGAAGCAAGGAUAUGCAUAUUCUUGACACUAUUUGAAAGGAAACAAUGAAGUUUGUGGAAAUGUGAAAUUAAUGUAGGAGAAUAUAACAUUAGAUCUGGUAAAAGAUGAUACGAAGAAAGUGUUUUAAUUUUUUUUGCACCAUCUUUGACAUGCAAGAGUAAGGCCAUAAUGUAUUAUUCCAGCCCAGGUGCAAUUAAGAUUUUAGCCACUAGAUGGCAGCAGUGUGUGUGCAACGUUUUAGGCUGAUCCAAUGAACCAUUGCAUCUGUCAACAUUUUGUAUCAAGACUGCCCAAAUGUGCCUAAUUGGUUUAUUUAUACAUUUUGAAGUUCAUAACUGUGCACUUUCCUCAAACAAUAGCAUGGUAUUAUUUCACUGCAAUAGCUACUGUAAAUUGGACCGUGCAGUUAGAUGAACAAGAAUUUUAGCUUUCUGUCCAUAUCAGAUAUGUCUAUGCUCUGGGAAAUGUUCUUGUUACUUACAACCUCAUGCUAAUCACAUUAGCCUACGUUAGCUCAACCGUCCGCGGGGGAUCCACCGAUCCUGUAGAGGUUAAGGUUCCCAAAGGAAUAGUCCUUUUUAAGUCACAAUGUCGGGUUUGUGCGGUGGGGGUGUUGGUGGGGGAGAUCUUUGUGGGCAAUAUUCUGCCUUGUCUCAAGUUGGUGGUCUGGUGGUGGGGGGGCUGUGCUUUGGCAAAGUGGGUGGGGUUAUAUCAUAUACAUGUCUUUUUGUAGAGCAAGGUACCACUGGAUGCACAGACCACCUCGUGUACUCAAAGUCAUUGAGAUAUGUCAAGUUUCCUUGUAGGUGGGCUUUUCGGCGGGGAAACUGUGAAGCCAGCUGUAUUGCUUGUUUCUGUUUGUGUUUUAUUAAAGAAUGUAAAACAAUGUAUUUUUUCUGCUUUUCAAUAAAUCAUGCAUAGCUGUUCUUUAUAUGACCUAAAACAAA